ACUUUUCUCCUCUCGUACCUCGUGGUGGUAAAAAAAGAUAUCCUGCACAUAUAUUAUAUGCUGACAUUUAGACAUAUUAUACAUAUACGUGAUCACCCGGGUAAAGAUAGAGAGGGAUAGAAAUUAUUUCGACAUGGACGCCAAGACUGCCACCCAAUUUAUCGAAAGCAACUUCGACAGUUGCUUUUUGAAUCCAUUAAAGGACUUUGUAGAAAUCCCGAAUCUUACGCCCGCGUUCGAUGAGAAUUUCUUGACUAAUGGACUCAUCAUGGAUGCCUGCAGGUACAUCACCGACUUUGCCGAUGCACAAAACAUUCCCGGUCUCACACAUAGAUUACACAGCGAGGAAGGCAAAUCUCCAAUGCUUUGUAUCGUGAUCGAGGGAACUGGCAAGCGGAAUGUGAUGUUCUACGGACACGUCGACAAGCAACCGCACAUGGAAGAUGGCUGGGACGAGGGUCUGGGUGCUACCAAAGCGGUGGUAAGAGGCGAUAAAUUGUACGGACGCGGAAGCUCGGACGACGGAUAUGCCCCUUUCUCCGCACUUUUGGCCAUCAAGACCGUACUUGCUCAAGGGGUACCCUUACCACGUAUUGUGAUCUGUCUGGAGUGUGAGGAGGAGAGUGGCUCUACGGAUCUCAUAUAUCUGCUGGACAAGAUGAAGAGUGAGAUUCAAGUACCUGAUAUUUGUAUCUGUCUCGACGCAGGAACGGCGGAUUACGACAAUCUAUGGCUCACAUCAUCGCUUCGCGGGGUGGUCGCCUGCAAUGUGCGAGCGGAGGUUGUGCCUAGUGGACAGCACAGUGGCAUUCUCGGCGGAAUCAUCCCCGAGUCACUGAGCAUCCUUCGGGCCAUCCUAGAUCGCAUUGACGAGUCGUCUACCGGAAAGGUUGUGAGUACCUUCCAAACUCCAGUACCGAGCUGGAAGGCAAAAGAAGCAAAAGAAUUGGCGGCACUCAAAGGCAAGGGACUUUAUGAAUUCUGCAACUUCCUCGAUGGAGCUAAGCCAAUGUUCCACGACGAUCUGUCUGAGAUGUACUUAGGCAAUACAUGGUACGCUAUGUUAUCCGUCACUGGCGCCAAUGGACUACCUCCCACAGCUGAUGCAGGUAAUGUACUGAGGGCCUUCACCGAGUUUCGCAUAAGUUUGCGUCUGCCGCCCAACAAAGACAGUGCUGUAGCGGCACGGGAACUGCAAGAGAUCAUCGAGAAAGACCCCCCAUACGGUGCCAAGAUCACUGUCAGUGGCCUGAACCACGGUGACGGAUACUGCAAAGCCGAAUACGAACCGUGGAUGUACGAUUCACUCUCCAAAGCUGCUCAGUCCAAUUUCGGAUCGAAGACAUUCGGAACCUUUGCCACAGGUGGAUCCAUACCAUUCCUGACAGAAUUAUCGAAAGUGUAUCCCACAACUAUGAUUGUAGGCUUGGGAGCCGCUGGCGCUGAUUGUAAUUGCCACAACCCAAAUGAGAACCUGGACCUACCUUUCAGUAAGAAAUUCAUUGGUGCUUUGGCCUCAGUCCUGGCCGAUUGUGGAACGGUUUAGUAAACGCGUGGGAACCUGGUAUCGACCCUAUCAGAGGUAGAUUAUACCAAUGGCCGCAGAUUGAUUUUCCUUAUUAUUAUCGAGUUCGGCAUCGACAAAAUCUUCUUGAUUGGCGGAACUAGACGGUAAAUCUUACCCCUGUUUGUAGGCGUAAAUGAAACCAAUCAAUCUGGACUCAAAAGAAAUUGAAACGCAGUCAAUACGCAGUUUAAUAUGGACUUAAGAGAAAAUAAAAUUGCAGUCAAUAUGGA
Messenger RNA from Sphaeroforma arctica JP610, 1797 nucleotides. RefSeq lists its product as hypothetical. The transcript has 14 exons. Gene Ontology annotation, biological process: proteolysis. The record is from RefSeq and is a predicted model, not a curated record. Lineage: Eukaryota; Ichthyosporea; Ichthyophonida. Gene Ontology annotation, molecular function: peptidase activity. Bases 134 to 1546 code for a protein of 470 amino acids.